AGGUUGCUCCUAGCCCCAGUUCACAUGGUGUCCCUUAGAGCUGGAGGGUCCAGAAGCCCCUUCAGCUCUGAGUCCCCCUGGGAGAUUUGGUGGGCCAGCAGCAUCUGGAACGCCUGGGCCAGAACCCAGACUUCAUCCCCCAGCAGAUGGCCUUGGAGAGAGCUGCCCUGUGUCCAGAAGAGCCCUUGGAUGCCUCUGGUUCACUCAGCACUUUACAAGCCUAUUUUAUGAUUAUACAGAGGAGGUAACACCUAAGCCUUGCCUAAAGUAGGAGGAAGGACAUUCCACACCAGGCAGUGUGGGAGGGCACAAAUAAUAUGACUAGACAUGCAGUUGAGUUGGUCCAUGCUGGCUACGUUGGGUGAGGUGUAAGUGGCCAGCAGUGGCUGGGGUUGGCCAUCUAGCAGUUACAGCUACCUGAAGAGGAGGGCUGGGCACAUAGAAAGGAGUCUGUCCUCAGAUAUGAAUGGGGCAGUAAGGAGACUACUGCCUCACUGCUCCUUCCCCAGGAUUGGGAUUUUCCUUAAAGUGUCUGUUAGGAAUGUGGGUUUGAGGCUCAGCCCCACCUGUAUUGAAUCGGAUUAGUCACAGUAACUUUUAAGAACCAAUACCCUCCCUAUCUUGGUGACUCCUCUCUGGAGAGCCUGUUAAAAUGUAACUACCCACUUGAGGAGGAGGAGAAACAAACUGGUUGGUAUCCAGUAGGACCAGGGCCUGGAAAGCUUGGUGUCCCAGAGGCAGGGAACACUGGGAAGCCAGAGGGUUCAGGGAGGCUUGGGUAGUUGCCUGAGUGGAGAGUCCUGGGACCAGGAUGGGGACCGCAGCAGGAAGCUGCCUGCACCUCUUCCCUCUGCUAAGGCACACAGGGCGUGUGCACAGGUUCACUGCAGCCAGCAGCCCUCUGGGCAAUUCUCUCUGCUUCUGGACCUUGACUUUUUUCCUGCGAAAAAUGAAAACCAGGCCCCACCCCAGUUUGCUGGUAUGUGUGUGAUGAAGAGAGGGAAUGAAAGAGCAUAGUCUUUCACAGCUAAACAUUUGUGUUUUCUUCACUAUUGUAAGGUUGUUGGGGUUUUGUUUUUUAGGCUUAGAAUUAAUAUUUUAUUCUAAAAACAUUCUCAGUGAGUAAAUAAGGGGGAUAUGUGUGUAUUCAUUCCUUUGUUUAAUUUUUAUUGGUCCCACUCUUAGAGUGGGAACCUAUUGUAAGUUUAAAGGGUGCUUCCUUAAAAAUACAUUUGCUCCUGUUGCUUAUACUUUACACAGAACUUGGUUAACUUUCCAUCUUGACCUUUAGUUUUAAAAAAUAUUUCCCAAUGGUGCCUACACACUUAAAAUAGAACCAAAAUUUCAUGCAACAACACCUACCUGUCAGAUGCAUACUGUACAUUCUGAUGCUGUUUUUUCAAUCUUAUUUCAACGUUUUAAAAUCUUGAUCACAAUCCACUAAUUUCCUGUACCUCUGAUGGACAAAACAUGCAUUUUUGAAAAUAGGUAGUGUGAGCUUCACACAACUUGUUCCACAGCCCUGAUCUUAUCUCACACUGGCCUGAGUGUUGGGCAUGUGUAUUCCACUUUCUUGAGAAGUGGAUUGCUCAAGGUCACAGUGCCCAGUACCCUCAGCUCUAGCUGGGGCUCUGUGGAACAGGGCUCUCCCCCAUGGGAACACCUUAGCCCUUUCCCACCCAGUUCCCUGCCAGUCCCAGGAACAAGACUCUGAAGAGGGCUUAGGACCCCUGGAGAGGGAAAAGAAGUCUGUACAAAUAGCUCCAAGUCCCUGGCCAACCAGAGCUGGCCGCACUCAGAUCCACCCUCUAGCAGGUGAUUGGCCCCUGGGGGGGUUACCACCCCCCACCCUACCCUGGAACCAGCUUCCUUCAUUACACCUCAUCUCUGAUUGCUUCUGUGGGUGUGGCUCCUGAGGCUAGGGGCAGGAAGGAGCUGGUUUGUCCCUACCACGGGAAAGAGGUCAUUUCUUCCCCAGCUCUGAGCUGAGAAAGUUCGUGGCGGCUGCCCCACUGGCUCCUUUCUAUGGCUCUCAAGGAAGGACUGAGGCCCAGGAAGAGAACCUUCUGGCGACUGAUCCUGCUUGCACUUGGCCUCUUAGGGUUGCUCCUUCUGAACUGGCUCCCUAUAUUCAGGAAGCUGGAAGUCUUCAUCCCCAUGGGUGUCUGCCCUGCAGCCACAAUGCUCCAGAUGAAAGACAACUUCACAGGUGUCCUGCGUCCCUGGGCCCGGCCUGAAGUCCUGACCUGUACUUCCUGGGGGGCCCCCAUUAUUUGGGAUGGCACCUUCGACCCAGAUAUAGCCCAGCGAGAGGCCAGACGGCAGAACCUCACCAUUGGGCUGACUGUCUUUGCGGUCGGCAGGUAUCUGGAGAAGUACCUGGCGCGCUUUCUGGAGUCUGCGGAGGAGCACUUCAUGGUGGGCCAGCGCGUGGUGUACUACGUAUUCACCGAGAGGCCCGCUGCUGUGCCUCGCGUGGCGCUGGGCCCCAGCCGUCAGCUGCGAGUGCAGUACGUGGUGCGCGAACGGCGCUGGCAGGACGUGUCCAUGGCACGCAUGGGCACGCUGCACGAGGCAUUAGGCGGGCGUCUAGGGCGCGAGGCGCACUUCGUGUUCUGCAUGGACGUGGACCAGUACUUCAGCAGUGCCUUUGGGCCCGAGGCGCUGGCAGAGUCAGUAGCGCAGUUGCACGCCUGGCACUACCGCUGGCCACGGUGGCUGCUGCCCUUCGAGCGCAACUCGCGCUCAGCCGCCGCAGUGGCCCAGGGUGAGGGCGACUUCUACUACCAUGCCGCCUUGUUCGGGGGUAGCGUGGCCGCGGUGCGCAGGUUGACGGCUCACUGCGCGCGCGCCCAGCAGCAGGACCGCGAGCGCGGCCUCGAGGCACUCUGGCACGACGAGAGCCACCUCAACAAAUACUUCUGGCUGCACAAGCCCACCAAGGUGCUAUCGCCGGAGUUCUGUUGGAGCCUGGAUAUCGGCCCACGCCCCGAGAUUCACCGGCCCCGUCUGCUCUCAGCGCCCAAGGAGUACGCGAUCCUGCGCGACUAGUGCCAGCCACCGGCACUGACACCCGAUGAGUUACAGGAGGGAGAGACCCUUCCUUCAGUUGGCUUCUUUCUGGAAGCCACAAGAUACUUUGGAGGACAGAGAAAGAUUGAAUGAAAAGAACCAGCUCCGCUCCUGUGCGCCUUUCCCUCACUUUCAAUAUGGGCUGAAACACAACCGAAACACCUCUGUGGCCGUCCAGAAUUCACCUGAUGCCUCCUCAAGUGAUGUUCUAUCCCUACCUCAUCUCCCCACCCCCCACCCCACUCGCUUUUAAACGAGAUUGAGACACAGAGGGAACAUAAUCGCCAGAGGCUGAGGAUCUGUGUAGUGGCAUCAGCAGUUGGGAGAGCCAGGACUCUUGUCUGACCCCACUCCACUCUCAGUCCAGUUGACUUUGAGAAUGAGCCAUAGAGGGACAAACACAGGAGGCAUCCUGGUCAUUGGCUCUCCCUUUUUACCUGUCCUGCCCAUAAGCAUGACAUGUACAUAUGUGAGUAUUAUUAUAAUAGAUAAAUUUUUCCAAAUUUG
This is a messenger RNA of Ictidomys tridecemlineatus (thirteen-lined ground squirrel), 3579 nucleotides long. RefSeq names its product alpha 1,3-galactosyltransferase 2 (gene A3galt2). The record is from RefSeq and is a predicted model, not a curated record. NCBI's taxonomy places the organism in Eukaryota, Metazoa, Chordata, Mammalia, Rodentia, Sciuridae. Gene Ontology annotation, biological process: carbohydrate metabolic process. Gene Ontology annotation, cellular component: Golgi apparatus; membrane; vesicle. Gene Ontology annotation, molecular function: hexosyltransferase activity.